AUGGAUGCCUCUGCUUUGAACCGAAGAAACUCUCAACAUGUUCGUUCAAAGAGUGAGCCUUCAAAUCCACACCCAAUCAUCAGCCAAGUUGAUGAGCAACUGAGAAGAUUAAUGGAUUCUGAAGCCAUAUCUUCUCCAUCAUCUUCACUAUGCCACAAACUUGUUGCCCUUCAAGAUUUGCACGAUUCCGUAUUGCUUAUUUUGCCUCUUUCCCAACAAGCUCUGGUCCAAGUGAGUGACAAGAAAGUGUUGAAUGACUUACUAGAAGGAUCUCUCAGACUGCUGGAUUUGUGUGACACAGCUAAGAAUGCCUUGUUGCAAACAAGAGAAUGCACACAUGAAUUAGAGUCGGUUUUGCGUAGAAGGAGAAGUGAAAUUGGUACUUCUAGUUCACUUAAAAAAUGUUUAAGUUCCAGGAAGAUGAUAAAGAAAGCAAUCCACGAAGUCUUGAAGGGAAUGGAAAGCAAACAAUUCAACAAAGAUAAUGGAAGUUUCUACUUUGUCAACCAGAUAAAAGAGGUUGAAGCAGUCACAUACCACAGCAUAGUAUCCUUAUUGUCCUUUAUAGCAGGACCAAAGUUGCCAGCGAAAUGGAGAUGCUGGUCUUCAGUUUCCAAGCUUGUGCAAUCCAAAAAAGUAGCCUGUGUAAGCGAAGAAACAAACAUAAGUGUUGUAGAAAGAUUGGAUUUGACAUUAAGUUCAAUUACCAAUCACCAAACUGACAAGGACUUCCAAAUUCAAGUUGAGGACAUGCAGAAGUUGCUGAGGGAUUGUGGAGCAAGCAUUAAGGAAAUUGAAGAAGAACUUGAGGGUCUUUAUAGGUUCAUAAUCAAAACCAGAGUUUCCCUUCUCAAUAUCUUCAACUACUAA
Messenger RNA from Benincasa hispida (wax gourd), 870 nucleotides. RefSeq lists its product as uncharacterized. The record is from RefSeq and is a predicted model, not a curated record. Lineage: Eukaryota; Viridiplantae; Streptophyta; Magnoliopsida; Cucurbitales; Cucurbitaceae. Gene Ontology annotation, biological process: shoot system development; root development.